AUGAGAAGCGCCGGCCUUCUUCUGGCGGCCGCUGCGUCCGUCCGCGCCGCUUGCUCGUGGAAAAACGUCCACACUGGAGCCGGUGGUGGCUUCGUUCCGUCCAUCAUCUUCCACCCAACCGAGAAGGGAGUCGCAUACGCACGCACCGACAUUGGAGGUCUCUACCGAUUAAACGCCGACGAUUCGUGGACCCCCAUCACCGAUGCCCAUGGAUUCGCUGACGACGCCAACUGGAACCGAUGGGGUAUCGACGCUCUCGCGGUUGACGCUCAGGAUGCGAAUAAGGUCUACAUUGCCACUGGCAUGUACACCAACGACUGGGACCCCAAGAACGGAACGUUGGCGCGCAGCUCCGACAAGGGCGAGACCUGGGAGUUCACCACCCUUCCCUUCAAGGUCGGCGGCAACAUGCCCGGCCGUGGAACCGGUGAGCGCUUGGCCGUCGACCCCAAGAACUCGGAGAUUAUCUUUUUUGGUGCCCGCAGUGGCAACGGUUUGUGGAAGAGCACAGACGCCGGCGCGACCUUCUCAAAGGUCUCUACAUUCGAGGCUGUUGGUACUUUCCGCCCCGGCCUCGAGAGUGAUGCCUACAAUGGUGACCUUCAAGGUCUGACAUUCGUCACGUUUGACGAGACUUCUGACGUCGUCAACGGCGCGACCUCGAGAAUAUUUGUCGGAACCGCCGACAACACCACCGCCUCCGUCUAUGUCAGCACCGACGCCGGUGCUACCUGGGGCCCCGUCGGCGACCAGCCCAAGAAGUUCUUCCCUCAUAAGGCCGUCCUUCAACCCGCCGAGAAGGUCAUUUAUUUCACCUACUCUGACGGAACCGGCCCUUACGAUGGAACCCAGGGUGGUGUCUGGAAGUAUGACCUGACCUCGAGCGAGUGGAGCGACAUUACCCCUACAGCUGGCAACGAUCUCUUCUACGGCUUUGGUGGUCUCGGCGUGGACAUGCAAAAGCCGGGAACGAUCGUUGUCGCCACACUGAACAGCUGGUACCCGGAUGCGAUCCUCUUCCGGUCCACUGACUCCGGCGCAACCUGGAAGAGGAUCUGGAGCUGGGGCGCUGACGGCAAGGUCGCGCCUCAGUACACCAUCAGCUCACCCAACGCCCCUUGGAUCGAGACCAACUUCCUCGACAUUGACACCAAGAAGCUUGGCUGGAUGAUUGAGUCCCUCUCCAUUGACCCCACCAACAGCGACAAGUUCUUCUACGGCACUGGCCUCACUCUGUACGGCGGCAACGACCUGACAAACUGGGACAAGAACAAGACCAUCACCAUCCAGAGUCUCGCGUCCGGUAUCGAGGAAAUGGCUGUCGGUGCCUUGGCCAGUGCUCCUGAUGGACCCGAGCUGUACUUCGCGACCCUCGACAACAACGGCUUCACGUACAAGACCGUCGCUGAUGUUGACAGGGCCCCCAAAUCUGCUUGGGCGAACCCUUGGUGGGCCAGUAGUGUCGACGUUGACUUUGCCGGAAACAAACCCAACAAGGUCGCUCGCAUCGGCAAGGCUACCGAUUCACCCCAGCUCGCCCUCAGCACCGACGGCGGCGAGACCUGGUCUGUCGUCAACGCGACUGGCAACACCAUCACUGACGGCUCGGUUGCCUACUCCGCCGACGGCGACGUCAUCCUCUGGUCCUCCAAGAGCACCGCCGGCGUCCAGGUCAUUCGCAACGCGGGCAAGCCCAUGAACGUCACCCUCCCCGCCAACAGCAUCAUUGCCAGCGACAAGAAGAAGAAUGGCGUCUUCUACGCCGGCUCCGAGGCGACCUUCUACGUCUCCACCGACGGCGCCGCCACCUUCACCAAGGCUCCUCUCGGCAACAUCACCGAGAUUCGCUUCAUCGCCGCUCACCCCACCACGGCCGGCGAGAUUUUUGUCUCCACCGACUCCGGCAUCUUCCACAGCACCGACUUUGGCAAGACCUUCUCUUCCAUCUCCGGUCCCUCCAACGCCCACGCCAUCUCCGUCGGCAAGGGUGAGGGUAGCACCUGGAACCUCUAUGUCUUUGGCGAGGCCGCCGGCGGCAAGAAGCUUUACGCCAGCCCCGAUCUCGGUGCUUCGUGGGUUGACCUCCAGGGCACCCAGAGCUUCGGCGCACUCGACGGUGCUUCUCUUGUCGGUUCCGCCAACGAGGCCAACGUCAUCUAUGUUGGUACCAACGGACGCGGUGUUAUGUACACCUCGUGCCCUUUCUCCAACUCUACAAUAGCUCCCGCUGCUGCCAGAAGGCACUUGCGCAGCAGAACCAUGCGUCUUGGAAGACCUCCCCACCGUCACUAA
Messenger RNA from Colletotrichum orchidophilum, 2292 nucleotides. RefSeq names its product fungal cellulose binding domain-containing protein. The transcript has 3 exons. Bases 1 to 2292 code for a protein of 763 amino acids. Lineage: Eukaryota; Fungi; Ascomycota; Sordariomycetes; Glomerellales; Glomerellaceae. Gene Ontology annotation, molecular function: protein binding. Gene Ontology annotation, biological process: xyloglucan metabolic process. The record is from RefSeq and is a predicted model, not a curated record.